Molecule: messenger RNA, 846 nt
Organism: Nycticebus coucang (slow loris)
Lineage: Eukaryota; Metazoa; Chordata; Mammalia; Primates; Lorisidae
Product: homeobox protein NANOG-like
Exons: 2
Coding region: 67-846 (259 amino acids)
Biological process (GO): regulation of transcription by RNA polymerase II
Molecular function (GO): DNA-binding transcription factor activity, RNA polymerase II-specific; RNA polymerase II cis-regulatory region sequence-specific DNA binding
Source: RefSeq, a predicted model, not a curated record
AAUAACACAGCGUGUCCCCAAAGGCUGCCUUGCCCUGAAGCAUCUGAUUCUAGUGACUCUUCUUCAAUGCCUGCAAUUUGUGGGCCUGAAGAAAAUUAUCCAUUCUUGCAAAUGUCUUCUACAGAGGUGCCCUUCACAUUGACUGCCGCUCCUCUUCCUACUUCUAUGGAUCUGCUGGCUCAGGACAGCCCUGACUCUUCCACUAGUCCCAAAGUAAAACAACCCAAUUCUGUAGAGAAGAGAGUAAUGAAGAAGGAAGGUAAGGUCCAGGUCAAGAAACAGAAGACCAGAGCCGUGUUCUCUACCACCCAGCUGUGUAUACUCAACAAUAGAUUUCAGAAACAGAAAUACCUCACCCUCCAACAGAUGCAAGAACUUUUCAAGAUCCUGAACCUCAGCUAUAAACAGGUUAAAACCUGGUUCCAGAACCAGCGAAUGAAAUCUAAGAGAUGGCAGAAAAACAACUGGCUAAAGAACACCAACAGUGUGACUCAGACUCAGGCCUCAGCCCCCAUCCGGAACCUUCCAGUGUGGAGCAACCAGACCUGGGGUAACCCAACCUGGGGUAACCCAACCUGGAGCAGCCAGUCUUGGAGUAACCGUUCCUGGAACAGUCAGACCUGGUGCACCCACGCCUGGAAUAGUCAGGCCUGGAACAAUCCCUUCUUUAACUGUGGGGAGGAGCCUUUACAGUCCUGCCUGCAGGUCCAGCAAAAUUGUCUUGCCUUGGAAGCUGCUGGAGAAAGCCAUAAUGUGAUCCAUCAAACCACUAAGGAUUUUAGCUCCCCACAAACCGUGGAUUCAUUCCUAAAUUACUCAAUGAAUAUGCAGCCUGAGGAUGUGUGA